UCGUUAGGCGAAAGUAGAAAGUUGCUAAAACUAAAGUGCCCUCGCGUGCCUUGUAGAUGAAAAGGCGUUAUAGUAUAUUCUGCCCGUAUAUAUAUACUUCAUGGCUCCCAAAAGUCCAUCGUCCAGCCAAGGCAUCCAAACGGAAUCCGUGUAAAUGCUUUUGACUCGAGUUUCUGCCAAAAUAACACACUCUAGUUAUUAAACAAUCUCCACCAAGCAGUCGGUAUAUAUAAUUGCAGACGACCAAGUUGUACAGAUGUCGACUCGACUUGCGCGUUUGCGGCGCUAAUGGCAACAAAUUGGGGCGAGAAUUAGGAAGUUGCUUCAUUUACUACCGCAAACAUUGACCACUCGUUCAUCUCUCGUUUCUUUUUCUCUCCAGUAACAUGUAAACAGCUCUUGUUAUAUAGUAUAAGGUGAUUUAUCAGCCAUAAACUGCGAUUUUUACACCGACAUAUUGUGUGCAGAGUAUAAAGCUGUCACGUCAUCCAUCAUCAUGUAAACUCGAUAGAGUUUCUUGCCAAGAUGCUGGGUUUUUAUCGAUUUGUAUUUUUGUUUCCCCCCUCUCUCAGUUGCCAGCCCAUGCACAGGCGGCAUCAAAUUUCAAGUUAUUGGAACUUAAACAAUGUUGACUAAGUUGCAUGCAUUAUUACAGUGCGUCUGUUUAUACCCAGGUUUUUAAAAUACCGAAAUUUCACGAUUUUUCUGCCAGUGCAAGCGGCUGCGAGUUGCAUCGAUUUUUCAAUUUGUUUCCUAGUGCCUGAAUUUCGCCACGAUGAGUUCGACGUUUCUCAAAGACUCUUUUUGAAUGUAAUAUGUUAAAUAUAGCUUUUGUGAUGGGAAAUAGGGAGCGACAUAAAUCUGGCAAAACUGCGAUAGCAUUAUGUAUAGGAUUUAGGCAUAUAUAUAUAGACGCGCCCCAACAUUGACUAUAGGGUUCUGCGAUUGCUUCAACUGUGCAGUCCCUCUUGCAGAGAGAGAGAGAGCGACCGGCUAUUUCUAGGGAGUUGGCGACGGCGACUGGCCUCAGUCGUAGAAUGGAUCUGGUCCCGAAACAAGGUGUCCCGCGUCGUUCCACGCACUCGUCUCUUACUACCGUUAUCUCUUGUGGGAUUGAAUUUCGUUUGAUUUAACUACACGCGCCAGUAGAAUUAAUUGAUCAGAGUGCAGCGGUUCGAUUGUCAUUUGCUCAGGUAUGAGAAGGCACACAUUUCUAUUCGCUAUCGAUUUGUUGUCUACUUUGAUUCGGCUGCUUUCAACUUUUUCCCAUCAUUAAAGAACUUGACGUCUUCUCCUAACGACCGCCCCCCCCCCCCCCUAUGUAAGGAGGCAAAUUUAUUUCGUGGUAGGCUUUGACAGCCGCGUAGCAUAGCGCUUGAAUAAUUGAUUUCCUCCCCCAUGAAGUGGUGUCGGCCGGACAAAGAGUUUGGGGCACAAAGCGGUCUAGCGUGAAAUGCCACUGGACCUCUUCAUCUUGUAGGCCUAUCUUGUCCCCGAGUGUGUGCUGCACAUUAGCCCUCUUGGCGUUAUAGUCGUCGUCUAGCGUCAAGUGGGAAUUGCCUUUUUUCGUCGCCCAGCAUGGCGUUGUUAUUAGGUGGAACUUUAGCACUCUUCUCGGCCCUGUGUACUUGCGUCACUUUGGGUCAGAACCUUUCCAGCGGCGGAUUCGACGACGACAAGUUCCUUUCCGUACUGGCCACGGGUGAGCUCCCGUUAAUUCAAUGCUGCGGUGUCGGUGAAUUGUACAGACCUGGGCUGGAUUUCUGCAAGAAUGAAUCAAUCCUUGAUGAUGUCGAUCCGCUCCCAAUCUACUCGUCUUAUACCAACAGCAGCAACGAGAAUCCUUUUCUACUGUCGUUGAACGACGAGCGAGUGCGGACCCAGCGCGCGCUGAAACAAUGUCCCGACGGAUUCGUAGCCAGAACGACGGAUCGCUUCCAACUGUUUGAAGAUUUCUCGAUGAAAAGCGGAGAAGGAGGAGGAUUUCUUCCGGCGGCCGACUAUUGCAUUUAUCCGCAGAGCCAAUCUCGUUCGGCGGCGUCGGCCGACGGCCCGUCAUUUCAAUACGCCGCUCGCUAUUGCGUUCACGCCGAUUGCGACAAUGUCCCGUGCAUCCGCAAAUGUUGUCCCCUGGGAAUGGCCGUCGACGUCAACGACAAGGCCUGCAAAUUAAGCGACGAGCCUUUCAAUGAGACAGUCCACCGAGCAUUCGACUUGACUCCAGAGAUGAAAAUCGUCGACGGUUACGGAUUCGGAAUGAAUUGCUACGACGAGGCGAGCAAUUUGCUGGAAUUGACCGAAUUCCACAUCCUUAGCAGCGGCCAGAUGUACGCCCCCGACUACCCCUACGAUGAACGAGCCACUUAUCAAUACUGUGUCGACAAUUUCGUCUCAGGAAUUCAGACUCAAGAUCAAAAUCAAAAGAGUCCGAUGAAGGGACUGCGAUGUUUCCCCCAGUACUUCAACUUGAAUGAAGCCAAUCAAUUGGCUCAUUCCAUCUAUCCGUAUCUGCUCUUCAUUUCCUCCGGUUUUUUGUUUCUCACUUUUAUCGUCUACGCCUUCCUGGCAUCGGAGAUUUUCAAUGCUCACGGAUUGAUCGUCAUGUGUUACGUCGCUUCGAUGGCUGUCCUUUACGCCUGUUUGGGAAUUUUCCAGCUCCAGCUGGUUGUACCAAAUUUACCAGUCGAUCCGGGCUACACCUGCAUCGGAUUGGCUGUGGUGACGCACUUUUUCUUCCUGGCCACCUUCUCUUGGCUUCACGUCAUGUGCUUCGACAUAUGGCGGACUUUUAGAAAAUCGACUCCGAAACCGUUUAAUCGCCGAGUGGGCGCCUCCUUUAUUCCGUACUCUAUUGUCGGAUGGGGAUUUCCUUUCCUGAUCGUAUUGACUGGCCAAGUGUUGGAUCGCAUUGUCGAGUCCCGCGGCAACAGCUCCGUCAUUCAACCGCUUUUCGGCGAAGGACAAACUUGUUGGUUUAAUGAGUGGAAGUCUCUCUUUUUAUAUCUGUACGGACCUGUGGCCGUGAUCGUGCUGGCCAACCUUUCCUUCUUCGUCAUGACGGCCAUUCAACUGUGCAAAACACGCAAGGAUUCGGCUCUGGCCCUCAGGAACCAACAGUCGCAAAAUCACAUUACCAGACAAAGGAUCCGUGUCAUCUUCAGUUUGUUCAUUCUGAUGGGCGUGUCGUGGACGAUGGAAGUCAUCUCGUUUGCCGUCGGAGGCUCCUACUUGGUCUGGUACAUCUUCGACAUGCUCAACAUUUUCACCGGUGUCUUUGUCUUCAUCAUUUUCGUCUGCAAGAAGAAAGUCUGGAAAAUGUUGAAGAAGAAAUUCAAGUCUUUGCGAGUCAACGGGCUGCACAUUCUCUGCCCGUGUUGUCCCAGCAAACAGCAGAAUCCGGCGCUGCGUGCCUCUCGAACCAGCAAGCAGAGUUUCUGUCGACAUCAAAGCCGCAGUUCCGUUUCCACUCCGUCUCAGCUCUACUUUUUGAAGACCAGCAACGAUUUGAAGACGAAAUUGUCGCGAAAAAGUGUCGACGAAGAGGACACUUGCAUUUAGAUGAGACACGACAAUGGCGUCUUCUUGUUUAUUUCUUUUGUUCCUUUUGCGCUCGAGUUGAUUACGUAACGCUCGUCUCGAGCCAAGUCAAUAAAACUCAAUUGACGGGUU
Molecule: messenger RNA, 3669 nt
Organism: Daphnia pulex (common water flea)
Lineage: Eukaryota; Metazoa; Arthropoda; Branchiopoda; Diplostraca; Daphniidae
Product: probable G-protein coupled receptor Mth-like 3
Exons: 7
Coding region: 1579-3558 (659 amino acids)
Biological process (GO): G protein-coupled receptor signaling pathway; cell surface receptor signaling pathway
Cellular component (GO): membrane
Molecular function (GO): G protein-coupled receptor activity
Source: RefSeq, a predicted model, not a curated record